UACAACAAGUAGAAGAAACGCCUGUCAGACAAAAUGGCUGUGGGACGAGGCUAGCUGUUUGUUUUACGUAAACAUUCAUCACCAGUGGACUGAAGCAGGAUAACGUUACGCGACAGAGUUUGCUUUUUUUUCCACACUGUGAAUAUAUGAAUUCCUAUUGAGUUCUGGUGAAGGAUGAUGAGCCAGCGGCGUGGUAUCCAUCUGGACCAAUCGGAGCUGCUUUGCAAGAAAGGAUGUGGUUUUUAUGGCAACAAUGCCUGGCACGGCUUUUGUUCUAAGUGCUGGCGAGAGGAGAAUCAGCGAGAAAAGCAAAAACAGAUUCAAGAAGACUGGGCACUUGCAGAAAGGCUUCAGAGAGAGGAGGAGGAAGCAUAUGCAAGCAGAAAUCAGAAGGCCCAGUCUCAGCCAACAAUCACUCCCUUCAAUAAGUUUGAGGAAAGAAAAACAAAAGAAAAGUCCAGCAAAGUUCACACAGUCACAAAGUUUUUUAUUCCUUCCACAAAAACACCACCAAGAAAAGAUGCUGCUUCCUUAGAUACACAGUCCAGCCCGAGCCCGAGCUCCUCUGCAAGUCGACAUUCCUCUGUGGACAGCGAUCACGCAACCCGAGAGUUCAUUGAUUUUCUCAAGCCUCUGAAGUCUGGCAGGGAGAUCUUCAAACAGUGCCGGGCCUUCACGGAGACCAUGGUCUACAAGCGAGACAUGGCCGCUGAUGAGCUGUCGGAGUGUGUGCAAGACUUCUAUCAGAACCUCUCAGAUCGUCUCCAGACCCAGUUCAAAGGUUCCUCAGAUCAUGUAGAGAGUAUUAUGGAUGAAGUAGAGAAAUACAUGAUGACCCGUCUUUAUAAGGAAGUGUUCUGUCCUGAGACCACAGAUGAUGAGAACAAAGACCUGGCCAUUCAGAAGAGAAUCAGAGACUUGCACUGGGUCACUAUUGAGAUGCUGUGUGUUCCUGUAGAUGAGGAGAUCCCAGAGGUUUCUGACAGUGUCGUCAAAGCCAUCACAGAUGUAAUUGAAAUGGAUUCAAAGCGUGUGCCCAAGGACAAACUGGCUUGCAUCACUCGUUGCAGCAAGCACAUCUUCAACGCCAUCAAAGUCAGCAAGAAAGAGGCUGCGUCUGCUGACGACUUCCUCCCCACACUCAUCUACAUCGUGUUGAAAGCAAACCCUCCACGACUACACUCCAACAUUCAGUACAUCACCCGCUUCUGCAACCCCAGCAGACUCAUGACGGGAGAGGAUGGUUACUACUUCACUAAUUUGUGUUGUGCAGUGGCCUUCAUUGAGAAGCUGGAUGGUCAGUCCCUGAACCUGAGCACUGAGGAGUUUGAUCUCUACAUGUCGGGCAAAGCGUCCCCUCACUGGCCACAAACAAGUGGAGCUUCUUCCUCCUCCCCGGGUGGCACUGCUUUCAAUCAGGUCCACAAACGGCUGGACCUGCUCACAGGGCUCGGGGAAAGGCAAGAGCGAGUCAUAGAGAAGGCUCGACAACUUGAGAGCGACCUGAUUGACUGGACAGAUGAGGUAGAGCAGAAGGUGCAGAGUGUUCUGGAAAGCUUUUCACCAGAGGCACAAAACCCUGCUGCAACCGCGGCUAGUGGGACGACGUCUGCGGCCUCGUCAGCUAUUGACUCUGAUAAUGUGGAGAACGAGCUCCUGCCUCCACCACUGCAACCACAAGUGUUUGCUGGUUGAUAAGAAAUCUAGAGGCUUUACUGCAUCCUUCGCCCUUUUUCCUCAUUGUUCAACUUUGCUGUGUGUAUGCACAAACAGCAGCUGUGAUAUGAAUUGUAUUUCCAUCAUCCAAGUCAUCCAAGUUCCUUACAUCCUUUGCCUAGAGACCCUGAAAAUACACUUUAAAGUAAAGGAACAAAUAAUUAAACAAAAUAGUUUAGUGUUUGGGAAAGUGCACUUUAGCUUUUUUUUUUUUGCAGGGUAGGUGAUUGAUUCCAAUCAGGUUUGUAAAAAGUCACAAAAUCUGCCCACAUAAACCCUUUUUUUUU
Messenger RNA from Solea senegalensis (Senegalese sole), 2003 nucleotides. It is a transcript of the gene rabgef1l, whose product is annotated as RAB guanine nucleotide exchange factor (GEF) 1, like. Gene Ontology annotation, biological process: vesicle-mediated transport. The transcript has 9 exons. The record is from RefSeq and is a predicted model, not a curated record. Gene Ontology annotation, cellular component: cytosol; endocytic vesicle. The coding region runs from base 175 to 1695 and encodes 506 amino acids. Gene Ontology annotation, molecular function: zinc ion binding; small GTPase binding; DNA binding. NCBI's taxonomy places the organism in Eukaryota, Metazoa, Chordata, Actinopteri, Pleuronectiformes, Soleidae.